Messenger RNA from Dendrobium catenatum, 388 nucleotides. RefSeq lists its product as uncharacterized. The transcript has a single exon. NCBI's taxonomy places the organism in Eukaryota, Viridiplantae, Streptophyta, Magnoliopsida, Asparagales, Orchidaceae. The record is from RefSeq and is a predicted model, not a curated record. The coding region runs from base 42 to 308 and encodes 88 amino acids.
UUUAUCAUCAUAUUCCUCAAUACUUCCUCAAUUCUCCAGCCAUGGAAGAUCUGACAUUCAUGCAAGAAUCACCAACGUUUCUUCUGAAGGUGGUCAUGUUCUUGGCUGUUCAAGUUCUGGUCUACCUCAUCCUCUCCAAGUCCUCUUGCAUCUUCUCAACCAGUAAGAAAAGAAGUAGGAGCUUCAGUUUUCGCCCUGCUCGCUCCGCCAGCAUUCGGAGCAUGCUCGCCGUCAUUUCUGACCUUCCGGCUGCCGAAUUCGCCGCAGUCACUGCUGGUGAUUAUGAAGAUGAUAAACGUAAAGAUUAGAAGAAUUUUUAGAGAUUGGUGGCUUUAUAAUCCACUUUGUUCAUAUGGAAUUGUAAUAUAUAGUAUUUGUAAGAUGCAUG